AUGACCAUACCAAAUCAGCCAAUUACCCCAGACGGUGGCUGUGUCAAAUUUGACCUGAUGCCUUCAACGACCACGCCAAACCUCGUCCGCUUCACAGGACAUAACUACUUCCGACAACGGAUUACGCUAUCCAUACUAAGUGGAAAAGCCGUACGAAUCGAUGGUAUUCGACCAGACGAUCAAAAUCCUGGGCUGCGAGGUGAGUUAUCUGGAGCAAACAGCGGAUUGAGUUACCAACGGGAGUAUCAUAGAGAUAUCGUAUACAGGUACCUCGGUUACUUUCUCGAACCGCUAGUUGCGAUCGGACCGUUCUCCAAAAAGCCUCUGAGCUUGACGCUCAAGGGCAUAACAUCGGAUGAGAAGGAUUUAUCUGCGGAUAUAAUACGCACAGUCACUCUUCCGCACCUCACUCUCUUCGGCAUCUCGGAUGGUGUAGAGCUCAAGAUUAAGAAGCGAGGUGCAGCUCCACUUGGUGGGGGAGAAAUCGAAUUCAUUUGCCCAGUAGUCAAGCAACUCAAGACGCUCAACUUUGUUGAUCCCGGAAAAAUAAUCAGAAUUCGAGGGAUAGCACAUGCAGUUCGGGUGAGCUCGGAUAAAUGCCCACGAAUGAUCGAUUCAUGCAGAGAAGUUCUCAACCGGUAUAUAAAUGACAUAUAUCUCGUUGCGGAUGUGUACAGAAAGGACGAUAGUGGAAGCUUUGGAAUGUCCUUGCUCGCAACGUCCACAACUGGCGCACUCCACUGCUCUGAGGUUAUAGGCGGGGCUGGGGCAUUACCGAAUGAUAUCGGACACGCGGCAUCCAGAUCACUUCUUUCUGAAAUCCGACGAGGAGGAUGUGUAGAUCGGCACCACCAGUGGAUGUAG
This is a messenger RNA of Rhizoctonia solani, 864 nucleotides long. RefSeq names its product RNA 3'-terminal phosphate cyclase-like protein. The transcript has 9 exons. Gene Ontology annotation, biological process: ribosome biogenesis; endonucleolytic cleavage of tricistronic rRNA transcript (SSU-rRNA, 5.8S rRNA, LSU-rRNA). Bases 1 to 864 code for a protein of 287 amino acids. Gene Ontology annotation, cellular component: nucleolus. Gene Ontology annotation, molecular function: RNA endonuclease activity. The record is from RefSeq and is a predicted model, not a curated record. NCBI's taxonomy places the organism in Eukaryota, Fungi, Basidiomycota, Agaricomycetes, Cantharellales, Ceratobasidiaceae.